This is a messenger RNA of Sipha flava (yellow sugarcane aphid), 1099 nucleotides long. RefSeq names its product ferritin light chain, oocyte isoform (gene Fer2LCH). Gene Ontology annotation, molecular function: ferrous iron binding; ferric iron binding. Gene Ontology annotation, cellular component: cytoplasm. The transcript is spliced from 6 exons. Gene Ontology annotation, biological process: iron ion transport; intracellular iron ion homeostasis. Lineage: Eukaryota; Metazoa; Arthropoda; Insecta; Hemiptera; Aphididae. The coding region runs from base 183 to 866 and encodes 227 amino acids. The record is from RefSeq and is a predicted model, not a curated record.
AGCGCCCCGAGCGCGGAUCCCGUGUAUAACCGCACGGGCACACAGCGCAACCGAUCGUUCCAACGCACGGACCUACCGAGCACCGCACGACCAGCGACCGCACGACCAACAACCGCACGACCAACACCGCCCAGGCGCAGCCGUUCCCCGCACGUCGAUCUACGUCUCAGCGCCCUUUCAAAAUGAAAUUACAGUUAUUUGUGAUUUGUGUGAUCUCCGUCUUCUGUGUCAGUUACGCAACUGAUACUUGUUACUCAAGUGUUAAAAGUGUAUGCAGCAGCACUGGUUCAAGUUUACCUCUAAAAUGUAAUUCCAAGUACGGGGCUUUCGAUAACGAAGACAUUAUGAAAAAUGUACAACAAUACACUCAAGAUCAUAUUUUGAAAAGUUUCCAUUACUUGCUUAUGUCUUCUUAUUUUGGAAACUAUGAAGCAAACCGUGAGGGAUUCGAAAAACUUUUCAGAGAAUUGUCUGAUGAUGCCUGGGAAAAGUCCAUUGAUCUUAUAAAGUUUAUCACUAAACGUGGAGGUCACAUGCAGUUCAAUAAAAUUACUAAUACAGAAAAUGCUUAUGAUUCUGAAAAGAUUUUUGAAUUUGAAAAGCACGAAUUGGGAAGUAUGGCUAAGGCAUUGGAAUUGCAGAAGAAUUUAGCUAGAGGUGCAAAUAAUAUUCAUAAGAAAAUAUUAAAUACUGAGAACCAUGACUCGGAGGUUGCAUCAUACAUUGAAAAUAAUUUUGUACACAAACACUCCGACUCAAUUAGAAAGUUGUCUGGUUACACCAAUGACUUGCAUCAAUUAAUUUCCUCCGAUGAUGCGAGCUUGUCACUGUAUUUGUUUGACGAAUACUUAAAGAAUACUGUUUAAGAAUCAUAUUUUAUAUUUAAUCAUACAUAUUAUUUACUUAUUAAAAUAAGAACUUUUUUUUUUUGAUAUUCCUAAGGGACAUUAUUAUGUAGAACAGUUUUUUUUAUCUAAGUAGUUAAUAAAUGUAUUUAUAAUCAUAAUUAUUAUUAAUAUUAUAUACUUUCAUUUUAUCAUAUCAGUUGUCAUUAAUUCUGAUUAGUAUUAAUUACACAAUUGAACUUUUUUUUUUCUUA